UGUGAGCAAUCAGCUGACCGACAACCAUCGUACAACAUCCAAGUUCCAAGAGACGUCCAGUUUUUGAACACCACACUGUUCUUACCUACUGGCCCUCCAACCCACACACACUAGGAGAGAGAAGCACAGAAGCCAUGUUUCCUCUCCGUGUACCGAUCUUGGCUGUACUGGUCAGCCUGGCCCUGUGCCAGUACUAUGACUAUGAUUACCAGCCUGUUUCCAUGCUGGGACCAUCAGGGCCCAAUUGUAAUCAAGAAUGUGAGUGUCCCAUCAAUUUCCCCAGUGCCAUGUAUUGUGACAGCCGCAAGCUCAAGUUUGUGCCCAUAGUCCCAACAGGGAUCAAGUACCUGUACCUCCAGAACAACCAAAUUGAAGAGAUCAAGGCAGGAGUGUUUGAUAAUGUAACUUCUGAACUGCGCUGGCUGGUGCUUGACAACAACCAGAUCACCAAUGCUAAGAUAGCAAAGGGCACGAUUGACAAACUCACAGCCCUGGAGAAGCUCUUUUUCAGCUUUAACAACCUUACAGAGCCAGUCAUCCCUCCAUCAAAGUCCCUCGAUGAGCUGAAGCUGACCCACAACAAGAUGUCCAAGUUCCCCUCAGGGCUCUUGAGCGACAAGGAGAAUCUGACCUCCAUCAACGUUCAGCACAAUGAGCUGACCUCUGAAGGCAUCUCAGGGGCUUUCAAAGGCCCAAAGAAGCUGCUGUCCCUGGAUGUGAGCCACAACAAGCUGAAGAAGCUGCCCGCUGGAGUCCCCAAUUCACUGGAAAUCCUCUACGCCGAUUACAACAACAUUGAGAGUGUCGGAGCAGGAUAUCUGAACAAGCUACCCUCACUGCGGUACCUGAGAAUUUCCCACAACAAGCUGGCGGACGCCGGGAUCCCUGCUGGAGUCUUCAACGUGACAUCACUGGUGGAGCUGGACCUGUCCUUCAACAAACUGCAAUCCAUCCCUGAGAUCAACGAGCAGUUGGAGCAACUCUACCUGCAGGCUAAUGAGAUCAACAAGUUUGACCUGACAAGUAUCUGCAAGUUCAUGGGACCCCUCAACUAUUCACGCCUGAAGCAUCUGCGUCUGGAUGCCAACAACAUCACACACAGCAGCAUGCCCCCCGACUCUUCCAACUGCCUGCGCCAAGCUUCAGACAUCAUGUUUGAAUAAGAAUUUCCAUCAGUACUAAGAUCUCUCUAUGACCCACCUCCGUACUAUCAUGACACAGCUCAACCCAAAGCCUUCUGGAUUUAAAUGUUGUAAUACCAUGCCUUUCAUAGUACUGAUAUGUCCUUGCACUUCUAAAAUAACUAAGAUCGUGAUGUUGAUCAGCUAAAUAUGGCUUGAGCAAACAAAAAGCUGAGCAAAUUUGAGAAGCAAAAGAAGGCAUGACAAACUACCAACGGUUUUGCCAAGCUUUUUCUACCAUAUCUUGCAAAAUAUGCAAUCAGAUGAAUGAAUUCCUCAAGCAAACAAGCUUUAAAUUUUUGGUUCUUAAAAUUUGGAGGUAUAAAUGAAGUGUAAUCUUUAAAGAAACUUAAUAAUCAAGAGUUCGAUGAAUAAAAUGCAUUAAUAUGCUUUGAUAAGGACGCACACUUCAAACAUUCCAAACUUCCAUUUUAGUCUAAUGAAUACAGACAUAAAGGAGCAAGCAAUAGCUAAAGUUCUCCAAUGUCUUAAUUCAGUUGUAGUGUCAUUUUAUUGUCUGUCUUGUAUGUUCCAGUGUCUAGCAUGUAUAAUAUUAUCAGGGUACAAUUAUUAAUGCAUUGCUGUGCAAAGGACCAGCAUGUAAGGACUGCGUACUCAGAUUUCAGUGUGUAUUGUAAGAAAUUAUCCUCAAAUGUAAAAUAGAAGUUGAAAAGCAGUCAGAUUUUCAACACAUUGAAAAAAUUAGAGUGGUUUUUAUGGAAAAUACCAGUGUUUUGAACUCAUGUCUGCAGUUGUCGGCAUACUUUAAACUCAAUUGAUGCAUGAUUUUCCACUGAUUGACUUCCUUGAUUAAAUAAACUAUCACCAACUUAGAAACGCCUAUUUUCUUCUCAGAAAUGGCUUUCUAGUUCUGUACAGCAAUAACUUUAAGCCCAAGAGACAUUGCUAUUAUGCUUGAAAUUGCUUUUUCUGUUCAGUCUGAGUUAAUAGGACGAUGUUUUCUAGAAAUCAUGAGUCAUAUUGUUUCUAUAUAUUACCUGUUUCCCAGCUGUCCGCUGUCAUGCACAAUGCUGAUGUGUAUACAACAUUUUCUUGACUUGCAUGCGCCCAGUGGUGCCAUUCUUUGAUAAUAAACUACAGCUUUUUGCAGUUAAGGUGCUUUCAUUGUUACGCUGUUGUUUACUAUGAAUGAUAAAUACUUCUUACCAGCAUUACAUCAACUUGGCACCAUUGUCGUGUUGAUUGAAUGGUGUAUCUAUGUCAUUUUGUUUGGGUAGUUUUCAUUUCAUCAUGACUUCUUUUGAAACCUUUGACUUUGUUCUUGGAUUUACUGUGAGAAAACCAACCACAGUUGAAUAAACUAUGUUUCCAACAUAUUUGUAGGACA
Acanthochromis polyacanthus (spiny chromis) is the source of this 2529-nucleotide messenger RNA. It is a transcript of the gene lum, whose product is annotated as lumican. Gene Ontology annotation, molecular function: protein binding. Lineage: Eukaryota; Metazoa; Chordata; Actinopteri; Pomacentridae. The transcript has 4 exons. The coding region runs from base 135 to 1163 and encodes 342 amino acids. The record is from RefSeq and is a predicted model, not a curated record.